AUGCAAAUCCAAUACUUUGCUGAAAUCGUCUCUGAAUUCUCUGGUUUUCACCACACGCCGGGAUUCAAGGCGUCCCGAUCCACUGGUGAUUUUGAGAAGUUUUCUGGAACCAAAAAUUCGAGAAGAGCAUCUACAGAGUCAACGACAAGCAAUCAUUCGAUUCGGAUUCCUGUGGGAGUGGACGACGUGCCCAUCCUCUCUACUACCUCCUCCAAAAACCAUCCCCAUUUUACCAAAAACUUCGCCACCUCUCCGUCAAUCUCCCGUAUGGCAAGCCUCAGUCGUGUCCAGGAGAAGCUGCAACGCAAAAUCAAACGAUCAAAGAGCGAGGAGAGUCUGGAGAGUCUGGAGAAUCAGAAUUCGAGAAAAUCGUCCACCACUACGUCGUAUAGACUCUUGAUGAGAAUGUUUUUAUUCUCUUUCGUCGCUCAAUUCUUCACGAUCCCUCUUCUCAUUAUCAAUACUUACAUCAGUGCUCAAGUUUAUUUGAUAAUUAGCAAACUUCGCCCAGAAUACGAUGGAGAUGAUUCGUAUGAGGUGAUUGAAGGAUCAGAAGGAAGUUCGACGAAGAAAAUUGAUCUCUCAUGA
This is a messenger RNA of Caenorhabditis remanei, 588 nucleotides long. RefSeq lists its product as uncharacterized. The record is from RefSeq and is a predicted model, not a curated record. NCBI's taxonomy places the organism in Eukaryota, Metazoa, Nematoda, Chromadorea, Rhabditida, Rhabditidae. The transcript has 5 exons. Bases 1 to 588 code for a protein of 195 amino acids.